UCCGUGCCUUGCCCUGCGUGCGUGCUUCAUCACGCUCGAGCAACGACAUCCAGCAAGCAAGCAGCUCUUCGCCUCUGCAAUGAGCUAACUAGCUGCCCCUCAUCGCUCAAGGGGGCCAACCGUUCGACGACACCACAAUAACACCAACAAUCUAGCCAGCAGUCGCGCUUGCUGAGAUCGCCAUUGAAGCUGUGUGCUCGUCCAUUUCUUCGCCGCACUUGAGUCGCGUGCCGCUGCUUUUGUCGCUGUGAUUUAGGGGUUGGGCCGCAGCCAUGGCGUUGCUGGGUUCACGCUGCCGGCUCUCGGGCCUGUCCCGUCGGCUCUUGUCGACCCGCGCAGCAUCGUCGGUAGGGAGUAAUAGCUAUGGCGCGUCGCGCCGAUCGUUCUCUAGCGACAGCGAGGAGGAGAAGAUCAUCACGGCUACCUUGUUUCCGGGUGAUGGCAUUGGGCCCGAGAUCGCUGUUUCCGUGAAGGAGAUUUUCGCUGCCGCGAAAGCCCCAAUUGAAUGGGAUGAGCAUUGGGUGGGUACUAAAGUUGACCCGCGAACUGGCAGCUUUCUCACUUGGGAAAGCAUGGAAUCUGUGCGGAGGAACGGAGUAGGUCUGAAGGGCCCCAUGACCACUCCCAUCGGCAAGGGUUUCAAGUCCCUCAACUUGACCCUAAGGAAGGAGCUUGGUUUGUAUUCGAAUGUCAGACCAUGUCUGAGCAUCCCAGGGUACAGGACACGCUAUGACAAUGUUGACCUAGUUACCAUCCGAGAAAAUACUGAAGGCGAGUACAGUGGUUUGGAGCAUCAGGUGGUGAGGGGAGUGGUGGAGAGCAUAAAAAUUAUCACCAGGAAUGCCAGUUUGCGUGUGGCUAAAUACGCAUUCCAUUAUGCUCGGCUACAUGGCAGGAAGCGAGUCUCUGCCAUUCAUAAAGCAAAUAUCAUGAAGAAGACUGAUGGACUGUUUUUGGAGUGUUGUAGGGAAGUAGCUGCGGAGUAUCCUGACAUUGUGUAUGAAGAAGUUAUCAUCGACAAUUGCUGCAUGAUGUUGGUGAAGAACCCAUCAUUGUUUGAUGUGUUGGUGAUGCCUAAUCUUUAUGGUGAUAUCAUCAGCGAUUUAUGUGCUGGACUUAUUGGCGGUUUAGGAUUGACCCCUAGUGGAAAUAUUGGAGACAAUGGAUUGGCCUUGAUGGAAGCCGUUCACGGAACAGCUCCUGAUAUCGCUGGCAAGAAUAUGGCCAAUCCGACGGCCCUGUUGUUGAGCUCUGUGAUGAUGCUGCAUCAUCUGAAGUUGCACAACCACGCAGAUCAAAUUCACAACGCUGUACUCAAAACGAUUUCAGAGGGGAAGUAUCUUACGUCUGAUCUUGGUGGCAAGUCUACCACCACUGACUACACCAAGGCACUCAUUGACAACCUUUGAGCUAUUUAUGACAUUCUCUACCAGGAAUGGCUCGUGUGCUUUGAUCAGCAUUGUAUUGGGGGUGCUUCUACGACGAUAUUAAUUCCAGGAGUUCCCAAAAUCUUACGAAGAUAAAUUAGGAGUAUGAAUACAAAGCAAGUGGCAACUUGUGAAUAAAUACUCCCUUGGCUGAUAUUGUUAGCAAGGAUGAAGGUUCAUCUAGCACCGGGUGGUUCACAUUAUCAUGAAUGGGGGCUCUUGCACUUUCCUUCUGUGCGCCAAUGGGCACAUUUGGGGGCAUUGUAAUUUUGUACUGUGUUCUCUGAUCAGUAAAUCAUUAUUUCUCUGCA
Physcomitrium patens is the source of this 1738-nucleotide messenger RNA. RefSeq names its product isocitrate dehydrogenase [NAD] catalytic subunit 5, mitochondrial. NCBI's taxonomy places the organism in Eukaryota, Viridiplantae, Streptophyta, Bryopsida, Funariales, Funariaceae. The record is from RefSeq and is a predicted model, not a curated record. Gene Ontology annotation, molecular function: magnesium ion binding; NAD binding; isocitrate dehydrogenase (NAD+) activity. Gene Ontology annotation, biological process: isocitrate metabolic process; tricarboxylic acid cycle. Gene Ontology annotation, cellular component: mitochondrion.